CUCAACAUGAGGAUAAUACUUCGUCACGUAAAGAGAUUGUUUUUUCCUUCUUUAUUUCUUAGCGGGCAGGACCUACCAAGGUUCAAAGUGCUUGAGAUGGACACAAAUGGAACACUUUAUCUCCACAAAACUUCAAUUCUGUGCAAGAGAGAGAUUGCCGAACGUCUUACUGAAGGGAAAUAUCAACUUGCUGAGCCGAACAAUUUAGGAUUGUCCAAAGAUUUCGCGGUGUUGACCUGUAAAACUCUGAAACAGAAAGUUCCCUCAGCCGAUUCAGGCGUCUAUUGGAUAGACCCGGAUGGUGGUUCCCAUGGUAACGCGUUCCAGGCUUACUGCGACCAGCAGACUGAAGGGGGAGGCUGGACACUAGUUUGGAGUUACACUUUUACAGAUUAUUCGAAUUUCCAGAAGGCAUCUAACGCUGUCACUCCGCGCCCAUCCUGGACAACAAGCAACGCUAACGUUCGAGUAUCCACAACAGUUCCAUUCAGCGAGACCCAUUAUGAGGCCAUGGACUUUUCUUUGUGGCUCAGCAUUGGUAAGGAAUUCCUGAUCAAGAGCAACAUCAACAACUGGAUCGCAUGUAAGGAAGGUUCUGGUAGCUUGGUGCAACAGAGGGACGGGACUGUAAGUUGCAAGCUGGUCAAACAACUCUCUGGACAGUGUUCUGGUGUAGUGCCGAACAGGGUUAAGUCAAGUAGUGCUGAAAAAACUCUUUUAAGCCGUAAUCAUUAUUACUAUUUUGAAGGUAACAGGAGUGAGGGUUGGCCAACACAUGACCCAUGUGGAAAUAAUCAAGCAAAUCAAUUGAAAGGUGUGGCAAACCCACAUGGAAAUAUUUUCAUUCGUUAAACUUGACCUAAAUGUU
Messenger RNA from Pocillopora damicornis (cauliflower coral), 868 nucleotides. RefSeq lists its product as uncharacterized. The record is from RefSeq and is a predicted model, not a curated record. NCBI's taxonomy places the organism in Eukaryota, Metazoa, Cnidaria, Anthozoa, Scleractinia, Pocilloporidae.